AUGGAAGGCAGCACGGGCGGACCGCUGAUUUCCUACUCGGAGCUGCAGAAGCAUGCAACUCCAGAUGAUUGCUGGAUUGUUGUCCAUGCCAAAAUCUACGAUGUAACAGCCUUUCUGGAGGAGCAUCCUGGAGGGUCGGCGAUUAUCCUCAAGUACGCCGGAAACGAUGCGUCCAAAGCGUACGACGAAGUACACGCGCCGUCGAUGAUCUCGAAAACUCUCGAGAGCCAUCGAUUCAAAGGCAUGAUCGAUCCGACAGCGCAACUUCCGUCCGUCGAUACACUGUCAGACUCCAGCGCCUUGACCGAGCCAGACACAAUUCCUCCACUAGAAAGCCUCAUCUCCGUCCACGACUUCGAGGACGUUGCGCAGAAGAAGUAUACGGAAAAGACAUUUGCCUUUUAUUCGUCUGCAGCGACCGAUCUGGUCUCCCACCAUGCGAAUCUCGAGAGCUACCGACAGAUUCUGCUUCGACCCCGCGUGCUGCGCAAUGUCAAAGAGGUGGAAAUUCCUCGAACGAUCCUCGGUUGCUCGUCCAGUGCGCCGUUCUUUGUCAGUCCGACGGCGAUGGCGAAGCUGGCUCAUCCAGAUGGUGAGCUUGCGGUUGCGAGGGGAUGUGCGCAGGAGGAUAUCAUCCACAUUAUUUCGAACAACGCGUCAUACCCUUUGGCAGAGAUUGUGGCUGCUGGUAAACCGGGUCAAUCAUUCUUUCUCCAGCUCUACGUCAAUUCCGAGCGACACAAGACAGAAGAACUCCUCCAGGAAGCUGCGCGACUAGGGAUCCGCGCUAUCUUUGUAACCGUUGAUGCACCCAUCCCAGGAAAGCGAGAAGCGGAUGAACGAAUCGCAGCUGGAAACCUGGUCUCUGCGAUGAGCGGCGCAGUGGCCAAGAACGAUAAGAAAGGUGGUGGUCUUGGUCGCGUCAUGGCCAAGUACAUCGACUCGACACUAAAUUGGGAGGAUCUCGCCUGGAUCAAAAGGGUGUCGGGUCUACCUGUCGUCUUGAAAGGAGUUCAGACUGGACAUGAUGCUCGCAUGGCUAUUGAAUAUGGGGUUGACGCGAUUAUGCUGAGCAACCACGGCGGAAGAUCGUUGGAUACUGUUCAGCCAGCGAUCCUCACGCUACUUGAGCUACAUAAAACAUGCCCCGAAAUCUUCGGCCAGAUGGAAGUCUACAUAGAUGGAGGCAUCCGCCGCGGAACAGACAUUCUCAAAGCCCUCGCACUGGGCGCAACUGCUGUCGGUAUCGGUCGGCCAUAUCUCUAUUCCCUGACAUACGGGCAAGACGGUGUCGAGCACCUAACGCAGAUCCUGAAAGACGAGCUCAUCUCGGCCAUGAAGCUCAGCGGCAUCACACACAUCGAUCAGGCGCAUCCGGGAAUGGUCAAUACAGGCUAUGUAGAACAUUUCGUUCGUGCGACAGAGGCACAUCCGUGGAUUACUUGGGCCCCUCGCGCGAAGAUAUGA
This is a messenger RNA of Aspergillus calidoustus, 1467 nucleotides long. The record is from the annotation of a GenBank genome assembly. Lineage: Eukaryota; Fungi; Ascomycota; Eurotiomycetes; Eurotiales; Aspergillaceae.